AUGCGUCACAGCGCCGCAGGCCUUCCUCGCGUGGCGCCCUUAUAUUGCCCCGAGAGGCGCGAGGCGGCUGGGCUCACUCGGAGCGCGAUGGGCGACUGGAAGGUCUACAUCAGUGCGGUGCUGCGGGACCAGCGCAUUGACGACGUGGCCAUCGUGGGCCAUGCGGACAACAGCUGCGUGUGGGCUUCGCGGCCCGGGGGCCUGCUGGCGGCCAUCUCGCCGCAGGAGGUGGGCGUGCUUACGGGGCCGGACAGGCGCACCUUCCUGCAGGCGGGCCUGACCGUGGGGGGCCGCCGCUGCUGCGUCAUCCGCGACCACCUGCUGGCCGAGGGCGACGGCGUGCUGGACGCACGCACCAAGGGGCUGGACGCGCGCGCCGUGUGCGUGGGCCGUGCGCCGCGCGCGCUCCUGGUGCUCAUGGGCCGACGCGGCGUCCAUGGGGGCAUCCUCAACAGGAAGGUGCACGAACUGAUACGCGGGCUGCGCAUGCAGGGCGCCUAGCCGGGCAGCCAGGCCGCCCACUGGUAGCGCGGGCCAAAUAAACUGUGACCUGGG
Molecule: messenger RNA, 555 nt
Organism: Pongo pygmaeus (Bornean orangutan)
Lineage: Eukaryota; Metazoa; Chordata; Mammalia; Primates; Hominidae
Gene: PFN3
Product: profilin 3
Exons: 1
Coding region: 1-501 (166 amino acids)
Biological process (GO): regulation of actin filament polymerization; positive regulation of actin filament bundle assembly; actin cytoskeleton organization
Cellular component (GO): cytoplasm
Molecular function (GO): actin binding
Source: RefSeq, a predicted model, not a curated record